Clavispora lusitaniae ATCC 42720 is the source of this 852-nucleotide messenger RNA. NCBI's taxonomy places the organism in Eukaryota, Fungi, Ascomycota, Pichiomycetes, Serinales, Metschnikowiaceae. The record is from RefSeq and is a predicted model, not a curated record.
AGGCCCAGAAUUAUUGAGGACCACAGACCAAGAAAGUCGUGCCCUUAUAAUGGUGAAGUCGUAUUCAAGGAUUACUCCACCAGACAUAGAACAGAAUUGGACUUGGUUUUGAAGAACGUUAACUUAUCUAUCAAACCUCAUGAGAAAAUCGGAAUUGUUGGAAGAACUGGUGCAGGAAAGUCGUCUUUAACCCUUGCAUUGUUCAGAAUCAUUGAAGCUGCUGGAGGACAUAUUGACAUUGAUCAAUUGAAUACGAGCACUAUUGGAUUGGCUGACUUGCGCCAUAAGUUGUCGAUUAUUCCUCAGGAUGCACAAGUGUUUGAGGGUUCGAUUAGAAGCAAUUUGGAUCCUACUAAUAUUUACACUGAUGAACAAUUGUGGAAAUCCUUGGAGUUAUCUCACUUGAAGGAUCAUGUUUUGAACAUGUAUGCUGAGAGAAGCACCGAGGAAAGCGACAUUACCAGUGCUUUGGAUGUGAAAAUGAGUGAAGGUGGUUCGAACUUGUCGGUUGGACAAAGACAGCUCAUGUGUCUUGCCAGAGCUUUGUUGGUGCCAUCGCCAAUAUUGGUACUUGACGAAGCCACAGCUGCAGUUGAUGUUGAGACCGACCAAGUUCUUCAAGAAACCAUUCGUAGUGAGUUUAAGGACAGAACUAUCUUGACAAUUGCUCACCGUUUGAACACUAUUAUGGACUCAGACCGUAUCGUGGUAUUGGAGCAUGGAGAAGUGGCUGAAUUUGACACUCCAGCUAAUCUUUUAAAGAGAAAAGAUUCAUUAUUCUAUUCCUUGAGUAAGCAAGGAGGCUUUGUUGAUGAAGAGGAAGAAGAAGAUAAAGAAGGCAAGGAAACAUAA